AUGAACGUCCGAGGCUUCCUCGUUAUCCUCGCGGCUGCGUUCAUCGCAGUGGACGCCGGCAAGAUCGACCAUGACAAGGUGGAGCCAUUUCCUCAGCCGGAUCCCGUGACCAUCUCGGAGAAGGCGGCAGUCAAGUUCAAGCCGCAGUUGCUUAUUGAGGACGGAUGCGUCUCCUUCCCCGCGGUCAACGCUGCUGGCGAGACCAGCGGAGGACUGAAGGGGAACUCGGGAAAUUCCGCAUGCGAUAGCGCUCCACUGGGCUCGCAAGUGUACGGCCGAGCCAUGUGGUACAAGGAUGUCUGGGCCAUCAUGUACGCCUGGUACUUCCCCAAGGGGUUCUUCGUGGGGGUAGCGUCCAGGCGCUUCGACUGGUCUAGCGCUGUCGUGUGGAUCGACAAUCCGGACUUCGCGGCACCCAAGAUCCUGGGCAUUUCGACCUCCACGAGCGAUGACGACUACGAAACGAAGACACCAGCCCCGGACUAUGCCAUUCUGGACGGCACGACGACGCUCCUGUUUCGCUCGACCAGUCGGGAGGCAGGGCAGCCGAAGCUGUAUUACAGCUCUAGGACCGGCGACUCCCAGCCUCUGAUCAUGUGGGAGCAACUGCCCGAGGCAGCGCGACUGGCACUCAACACGACGGACUUCGGCCUCGCUUACGUGCCGAUUAACGACGACACUUUCGAGAAGAAGCUGAAGAAGGCGUGGCCGUUUUAG
Messenger RNA from Phytophthora sojae, 717 nucleotides. Its product is annotated as necrosis inducing-like protein NPP1 type. The record is from RefSeq and is a predicted model, not a curated record. Lineage: Eukaryota; Oomycota; Peronosporomycetes; Peronosporales; Peronosporaceae. The transcript has a single exon. The coding region runs from base 1 to 717 and encodes 238 amino acids.